This is a messenger RNA of Dioscorea cayenensis subsp. rotundata (Guinea yam), 1420 nucleotides long. RefSeq names its product lanC-like protein GCL2. Gene Ontology annotation, cellular component: plasma membrane. Lineage: Eukaryota; Viridiplantae; Streptophyta; Magnoliopsida; Dioscoreales; Dioscoreaceae. The record is from RefSeq and is a predicted model, not a curated record. Bases 37 to 1269 code for a protein of 410 amino acids. Gene Ontology annotation, biological process: peptide modification; carbohydrate metabolic process. The transcript is spliced from 6 exons.
UUCAGCUUCGGUGGCAAACUCAGCAAAGCCAAAACCAUGGCGGACCGCUUCUUCCCCAAUGAUAUGCCGAACUCCGUCCCGGAAACCGACGAUCCCUCCGCCGCCGGCGCCGUGGGGUCAUCCUCCUCCCUCUUGAAGCUCCUCUCGCUCCCCUACUCCAAAACCGCCGAGCGGUUCCUCCGUGCCGGCCUCGACCUCAAAGAAAAGGUCGUCAAGGAAACGUGGGUUCGCGCCGGGCGCCGUGUCAAGGAUUUUUCGCUCUACACUGGCGCGCUCGGCACGGCUUUCUUGCUCUUGAAGUCGUACCAAGUCACCGGAGAUCGGCGUGAUCUCACUCUCUGCAAUGAAAUUGUUAGGGGCUGUGAUUCUGCGUCUCAGGGCUCAAAAUAUGUGACGUUUAUAUGUGGGCGUGCGGGUGUUUGCGCUCUUGGAGCUGUGGUGGCGAAGCACACCGGAGAUGAGGCCUUGCUCAACCAUUACUUGAAGGCAUUUCAAGAGAUUAAUCUGCCCCCUGGAGUUCCUAAUGAGCUUUUGUAUGGAAGAGCUGGAUACUUAUGGGCAUGUUCUUUCUUAAAUAAGCAUGUCGGUGAUGGAACAAUCCCUUCUACUCACAUGAUUGAAAUCGCAAAGGAAAUAAUCACAGAUGGGAGAAAAUUAUCCAAUAAAGGUAGCUGCCCAUUAAUGUAUGAAUGGCAUGGAACAAAGUAUUGGGGUGCCGCUCAUGGACUUGCAGGUAUCAUGCAUGUCCUGAUGGACAUGGAUCUGAAACCGGAGGAGUGUGAAUUUGUGAAGGGAACACUUGCCUACAUGAUCCAGAAUUGUUUUCGCAGUGGUAAUUACCCCUCAAGUGAGGGAAAAGAUACUGAUAGACUUGUGCACUGGUGUCAUGGUGCGCCUGGUCUCGCGCUUACCUUCAAUAAAGCUGCUCUGGUUUUCAAGGACGAGCAAUUUCUACGUGCAGCUACAGAUGCUGCAGAAGUGGUUUGGAACCGGGGGCUGCUGAAGAGGGUUGGAGUAUGCCAUGGAGUGAGUGGUAAUGCUCAUGUCUUCCUAUCGCUUUAUCGAUCCACAGGCAACGUGGAGUACCUUUACCGAGCAAAGGCAUUCACUUGCUUCCUGUUAGACAAAGCUAAUCAACUGAUAGCCGAAGGGAAGAUGCACAGCGGAGACCGGCCAUACUCAUUGUUUGAAGGGCAAGCUGGCAUGGCAUAUCUUUUCCUGAACAUGGUUAAACCCUCUGAAUCACUGUUUCCAGCUUAUGAACUAUGAGUUCUGUUGAUGUAUUUGAGUAUCCUGUUUGUUUAUAGCUGAUGUUCACCCCUAUUUUCCUGAUCUUCUGGAGCUCAUCCAGUUUGUGUACCAUUAUGACACGAUGUUUGGAUUAUGCUCUCGAAUGCCAACGAGGAUAUUUGUAUUAGGA